This is a messenger RNA of Gadus chalcogrammus (walleye pollock), 1991 nucleotides long. RefSeq names its product dihydropyrimidinase (gene dpys). The record is from RefSeq and is a predicted model, not a curated record. Gene Ontology annotation, cellular component: cytoplasm; cytosol. The transcript is spliced from 9 exons. NCBI's taxonomy places the organism in Eukaryota, Metazoa, Chordata, Actinopteri, Gadiformes, Gadidae. Gene Ontology annotation, biological process: pyrimidine nucleobase catabolic process. The coding region runs from base 252 to 1742 and encodes 496 amino acids. Gene Ontology annotation, molecular function: dihydropyrimidinase activity.
CUGUUUAUUUUGCUGACGUGCUGAUGUUACUCGAGCAUGUAUGUGCCUGUGUUUGCAUUUUAGUUUCGCAAUACUGUGGAUGGUCUUUAACGUGCUUCUGCGUGGUUAAUGAGGUGAACUGUUGCACAACUCUUCGUUUCCUCUGCCACUGCCGUUUCUCAUUUCGGUGCAACUAAACCUUCACAAUUUGGAGACAGCCUAUCGAUUACAGUUUGACUUUUCCUUCCUGAAGUUUGAUUUAUUUCGGAAAGAUGGACGGCCGAACAAGAAUCCUGAUUAAAGGAGGAAAGGUUGUGAACGAAGAUCUCUCUUUUAUGAGUGACGUCUACAUUGAAAAUGGAAAAAUAGCAGACAUUGGACGCAAUCUUAAAGUCCCUGCUGGAGCUCAGAUUAUCGAUGCAACGAAUAUGCUUGUAAUGCCGGGCGGCAUCGACACCCACACACACAUGGAGCUUGCAUUCAUGGGCACCAAAGCAGUGGAUGACUUCUACAUCGGUACUAAGGCGGCCCUGGCCGGAGGCACCACUAUGAUCAUGGACUUCGUGAUCCCCCAGAAGGGCACGUCGCUGCUGGAGGCGUACGAUCGCUGGCGCAGCACGGCCGACCCAAAGGUCUGCUGCGACUACUCCCUGCACGUGGCCGUCACGUGGUGGGGCGAGCAGGUCAAAAGAGAGAUGGCCACGCUGGCCGCGGAGCAGGGCGUCAACUCCUUCAAGAUGUUCAUGGCCUACAAGGAUGUGUUCAUGCUGUCUGACCAGGAGCUGUACUCGGCCUUCUCCCAGUGCAAGGAGGUCGGCGCCAUCGCCCAGGUCCACGCCGAGAACGGAGACCUCAUCGCAGAGGGGGCCAAGAAGAUGCUGGCCCUGGGCAUCACGGGCCCCGAGGGCCACGAGAUGUGUCGCCCCGAGGCGGUGGAGGCGGAGGCCACCCAAAGGGCCGUCACCAUCGCCCACGCCGUCAACUGUCCGCUGUACGUGGUCCACGUGAUGAGCAAGUCAGCCGCCAAGGUGGUCUCCAACGCGCGCAGAGACGGGCGCGUGGUGUUUGGGGAGCCCAUCGCAGCCGGACUGGGAACAGAUGGUACCCACUGCUGGCACAAAGACUGGGCCCACGCGGCCAGGUUUGUCAUGGGCCCCCCCCUGAGACCGGACCCCAGCACCCCUGGAUACCUCAUGGACCUGCUGGCCAAUGAUGACCUGAGUGUGACGGGGACAGAUAACUGCACCUUCAGUGUGUGCCAGAAGGCUCUGGGCAAGGACGACUUCACCAAGAUCCCCAACGGAGUGAACGGAGUGGAGGACCGGAUGUCUGUCAUCUGGGAGAAGGGCGUGCACAGUGGAAAGAUGGACGAAAACCGAUACGUCGCCGUAACCAGCAGCAACGCGGCCAAAAUAUUCAACUUCUAUCCCCAAAAGGGCCGCAUCGCCACGGGUUCUGAUGCCGACGUGCUGGUCUGGGACCCCAAUUCCACAAGGACGAUCUCGGCCAGCACGCACCACCAGGCGGUGGACUACAACAUCUUCGAGGGCAUGGUGUGCCACGGCGUGCCGGUGGUCACCAUCUCCCGGGGGAAGGUGGUGUACGAGCGUGGGGAGCUGGCGGUGAAGGCCGGGGCGGGCCGCUUCAUCCCGCGGCCGCCGUUCUCCGAGUUUGUCUACAAGCGCGUGAGGCAGAGGGAGCAGGUGUGUCAGCCUACAGCUGUGGUCAGAGAGCCAUACCAGGGCAAAGUCAUAUCGUUGUGAGCCAGUGACCUACAUCGGACCAGCGCACUCAAGAGUCACGCCUCUUUUGUUGACGUCUGUUGCCAAUAUGACUCCAGUUUAUGACGCAGCUGUAUUUAAUUCACCCGAUGAAAGAACAGAUAGGGGAUGUUAGUUCCUCACUGCUUGAGCUAAUCCUUGCCAUGGUUACUGCACUUCUGGGAGGCAGGGCUUCUUUCCAGGGUAUCUAAACAAAUUAUAUUUUGUGGCUAAAGAUUACAAUUGUAUUUU